GAGGAGGGAGAAGAGACCCAGACGGAAAGAGGCCACAUCAGACAAGGUCGCCUUUUCUGGCGACACAGCAGCUGCCAGAGCGUGGUGCUGAAUGUCAGCCGCCCGCUCAGCCCAGGGAUCCAGGAACUCGCAGAGGCACUUGGUGCUACCACGCAAACAAAGGCGAGGUCGAGAGGGAAGCGAGGAGCUGCUCCGCUUGGGAUCUGCGGAAAGCAAAGCUCACCUCCCCGGGCCGAGGAAGCCCCGCGGAGCGGAGGGGGUCCGAGAGGCCGAGGAGCCAACGGGAUUUCCUUGCGGAGACCCGUUUCCUUGCGGGACGCAGCAGAACUCUGGACAGCGCCCGGCGAGCCCCGGGAGCAGCUGCCGGCGCCGCCAGCUCUCAGACUCCUGCAAAAAUAAUAAUAAUAAUAAUAAUAAUUAAAUAAAUAAAUAAAGCCCUGGAGGAUGUCUUCUCCCCUCGGGGACUGCGACCCCCCAAGCGAGGAAUAUCCAUCUAGGAUCCGCGUCUGAACGCGCAAGGGGGUGGAACUGCCGCUGUUUUUUUUUUUUUCUUCCUUUUUCUUUUUCUUUCUUUUUUUCUUUGCCUCAGGCCGGGUCUGGGAAGAGAGUCUGCGGUUCUACAAAUCCCAGCCUUGGUGGAUCUUGUUUCACUGGUGAAGAAAGAAAAGUUUUGGGGUCUGGUGGGGGCGGAAGGGGUAAGGAGGAUAGUGGAGAAAAGAAGGUGGAUGGUUGGUUUCCCUCUCUGAUCUGGAAGGAAUGAUGACCGUGGAAGGAUGUGCACCAGCGGCCAGAUUAUUGGGAGCCUCUUGGUGCUCUCUGUACUGGAGAUAGGGCUGGGGGUGUCCAGCGUGGCCGUGGGGGCGGUCAGCUUCAGCCUGGCCCUCCGAGAGCACAAGCCGCAGCUGGGAGACUCGUCCCCGGUAUGGAGCGGGGUGUGUUUUCUUCUUUGUGGAAUAUGUGGAAUACUGUGUGCCAAAAAAAAAUCUGGACUGGUCAUGAUCCUCUUUUCUGCCUGCUGUAUCUGUGGACUCAUUGGGGGCAUCCUGAAUUUUCAGUUCCUUCGGGCAGUGACAAAGAAGUCCUCUUCCCUUUACCCCCUGCAUCUUGCCUCCAUGUCUCUUGCGUGCAUAGGGAUUGGGGUCUGCACCCUUUCCUCAUGGCUCACAUGUCGACUUGCCAGCUAUGAACAGAGGAGGAUGUUUUCGGAAAGGGAGCACUCCUUGCACCACUCCCAUGAAAUGGCUGAGAAAAGAUUGAGGGCUAUUGAAAUAACCGACUUGCCCAGCUGCCCGGUGGUGCCCCCGACACCAGAGUUACCUACAAGGAAAUGACAGACAACAUGAGCAAUGGAGGACCACAACUGAUAUUUAAUGGAAGAGUAUAAUCAAUGUUUUAAAUAACUGAACAUUUUAUACCAUUUUCAAAUACCAAAGGAUUAGGAGAAAAAUACUAAACACUUCUUGCAUUUGCUGUUAUCUCUUCUGAGCAAACACUAAAAUUACUCCUUUUCAAUUUUGCCUCACUUAUUUCCUUGAUAUUUUUUAUUGGGUGAAACUUUCCAGAAAUGCUCUAGAACAGAAAUUUCAACAGACUUUCCCGAUUGCUCUAUGGAAAAAGUAUCAACAAGUGAAACAAAACAGAAAGAUUCCUAUUCUAUACAACACUAUUUGAUUAGCAUGAAUGUUAGAUUUGUAAUGACAUGUUUCAUAUAAGUAAAUUAAAAGUGCAAAUAUCAAGAAAAAAUUAUAACUUAUUGAUGUCUUUGUUUUGAAAGACGAUGGCUUCAGGAAUGCCACAAUACAAAACCUCAGCAAUGCCUUGUUACAAAACAUUGUAAUUAUUUUCAAUUUGUGAAUGAAUUAUAUUUCAUAAUUUAUUUAUAAGCAACAUAAACCUAAAGCAUAAACAAGAGAUUUUUUUAGAGAGAGACAAUAUUAAUCUGUAUGAUAUUUUUGCAUUUUUGCACAAGAGUGAAAAGUUGUACAUGAAUAUCAUUUAAGGAAAAUAAACAUGCUUCAAUUAUUUACUAUGCAGAUUUAUCUGCAUUUUAUUGAAUGAGAAGAAGAAUAAAAGUCUGUAUGUGUAUAUACCAUUGUAAAUAUAGAAAAUAUAUACAACAUAUAUUUGUAGCAUCCAUACAUGUACAGAAGAGGUAGAAAAGAAAUUUGUGAUGUUGUGGGGAAUAUUUUCAACAUACUGUCCCCAUAGAGACAAGAAAGGCUUUUUUUUAAUGCCUAUAAAAUCAAAAAUUUUAUUUCUCCUGUUUGCUCAUUUUUAAUUUUAUUUUAUUGUGUCUUCUAUUUGUAUGUAGAUUCUGAUUGAUAUUUAUGGAUUUAAGUGUUUGGCAUAGUGUAGAAUAAGAUAGAUCAUUAUAAGUCUGUAUUUUACCAUAUUAUGACAUUUAUGUAAUGGUAAUUAUUAAAAUCAAUUUGCAAACCAAACAACUUUAAAUCACAUGCUUCUACAUUCAUACAGACAUAAUCACUUAGUAUAAUCCAAUUAAGUUAUAUAAAAGGACAGAUGGUGUACACCCAGAAUAUGAAGUUAUAAUUAUCUUUGCUAUAAUUUUAGAGCUCUUACAAUUAUUAUGGAAUAAUAAAAUAAAUUAUUUUAAAGAAUACACAGGUUCAAGGUACAUGAAAACAUAAUAUAGAAGAAAAUUUAAAAAUAACAUAGCUUGAUUCAGUCUUUCUAUUUCACAAUGGAAUGGUAAAAUUGAAACCUAUGAUGAUAUGUGACUAUUGACAAGAAAACAGCAGGUCUUUAAAAAGAUUUUUGAAAAUAGAACUUUGGAAAAAAAGUAAGUAAUUAUAAUGUCUUAACACACAUAACUCCUCACUGCAUUGUAUACAUUUCUUUCACCAAAGCUAAUUUUCAGGUCAUUUUUAUAAGUUAAUUAAACCAUAAAAUAACACUUUUAAUAUCUAGUUUGAGAACAUGUUAUAAUUUAGAAACAAAAUAGGCAUUUGAAAUAUGCUAACAAAAUAAAAGCAAUUCUGGUUAGUGGAAAUCUGAAGAAACGUGAUGAUCAUCUACCAUAUUUAAAACAGCUAUUUAAAAAUUCUAGCUGCAUAUAUUCAAAAAAUCAUUUGACUAUAGUUAUUUGGUGUAAUUUUUUUAGUCUUCCAACUCAUUUGAAUAGCUUUGUUAACAGUAGGUUGUAGAUCUUGCCCCCCCAAAUACACCUCAGAUAGUGAAUCAAUAUUAUCAUUGUUUUCAUUUGAUGUCAAAAGCAGGAAUGAUGUUUAUCACUAAAAUGUACUACAAUACAAUACAUAUAUUUUUGUGUGUACAUCGCUUUAUUGAAUUAUCCAAGGAUGUAGUUUUGUACUGAAAGAUUAACCACCAACUUUAAUUUUAGGUGGUACUCUUUGUAGAUAUGUUUGUACAAUAUAGAGUUUGAUAUAUUAGUGAGAUGUUUUAAUGACUUUUGGACUAAUUUACGAGAUCACACAUUAAAGGAAAAAAUUAAGCUUAUCACUGCUUUUACAUAGAGUUAAGAAGACAUGCAUUCAUCACAAUUAUCCAAUAAUGUAUUUAACCAAAAAUAUCUAUCUGUCUUUAAAUGUAAUUAUUUUUACUUGAUAAUUUCAAGACUUGAUUAUUUAUAGUAAUUUAUUUGGGAUGUGAGUUUUUUUGAAAUAAGUAGGGAAAAGUUAGAAAGAUGUUUAAGUACUUGAAAAUUAAAUUUUCACAAUGCUUUAAAUGAUGAAUCAGACUUUUUAAGUUACUACAUUGAAGUUUUACCCUUGGAAAAAGUAAUGUGAUGCUAAAUUAGGAAAAUGGUGUUGUGAAUAGUAACAUGGUUUGUUGUCAAGAGUAGCUACAAGAGUUGGCCAUACAAGAAUAAAAAAAAAAUGUAGAAUCUGCCUUGAGGUUUUUUUUAAACCUAUUAUCUGAGUGUCUGUGUUUGUGUGCAUCUGUGUGUGUUUUAUUGUGUGUUAAGAUACACAUUUAACUGUUUAGAAGUGGUAUGAUGGAACAUGGAUUAGUGACUUUAUUGAUAUGUUUGUGUAAUAAAAUUGUGUGUUUUAAAACUA
Molecule: messenger RNA, 4040 nt
Organism: Sorex araneus (European shrew)
Lineage: Eukaryota; Metazoa; Chordata; Mammalia; Eulipotyphla; Soricidae
Gene: TMEM196
Product: transmembrane protein 196
Exons: 5
Coding region: 774-1331 (185 amino acids)
Source: RefSeq, a predicted model, not a curated record